UCCCUGCUGAUGCAGAACCGCUUGCGAGGGUCCCGCCUGAAUAUAGUGAUAGUGGCGGAGGGGGCGAUAGACCGUCGUGGAGAACACAUCUCCUCCCAGCGUGUUAAGGACAAUCGUGCUGAUAAGAAAAGGCUAAAUAUCAUCAUAGUAGCUGAAGGUGCGAUUGACUCCUCCAACAAGCCCAUCUCUGCUGAGUAUGUCAAAGACCUGGUGGUUAACCGUCUGGGUUAUGACACACGGGUCACCAUAUUGGGUCACGUCCAGAGAGGAGGAACCCCCUCAGCCUUCGACAGGAUACUGGCUAGCCGUAUGGGGGUGGAGGCGGUACUGGCACUGUUAGAGGCGUCUCCUGGGACGCCGGCGUGCGUCGUGUCUUUGUGUGGAAAUCAGGCCGUCAGGCUGCCCCUCAUGGAGUGCGUUCAGAUGACACAGGAUGUGCAGAAGGCCAUGGAUGAGAAGAGAUUUGAUGAUGCUGUACGACUGAGGGGCAGGUAG
Messenger RNA from Alosa alosa (allis shad), 495 nucleotides. Its product is annotated as ATP-dependent 6-phosphofructokinase, platelet type-like. Gene Ontology annotation, biological process: canonical glycolysis; fructose 1,6-bisphosphate metabolic process; fructose 6-phosphate metabolic process. Gene Ontology annotation, molecular function: 6-phosphofructokinase activity; monosaccharide binding; fructose-6-phosphate binding. The coding region runs from base 10 to 495 and encodes 161 amino acids. Lineage: Eukaryota; Metazoa; Chordata; Actinopteri; Clupeiformes; Clupeidae. Gene Ontology annotation, cellular component: 6-phosphofructokinase complex; membrane. The transcript is spliced from 5 exons. The record is from RefSeq and is a predicted model, not a curated record.